Messenger RNA from Drosophila montana, 3838 nucleotides. RefSeq lists its product as uncharacterized. The transcript is spliced from 4 exons. NCBI's taxonomy places the organism in Eukaryota, Metazoa, Arthropoda, Insecta, Diptera, Drosophilidae. Bases 254 to 2419 code for a protein of 721 amino acids. The record is from RefSeq and is a predicted model, not a curated record.
AGAAAAUUUGUCUCGAUUCGUUCUUGACAGUGAAUAUGUGCGGCCAGUGUAGUGCCCGGUCUAAACAUAGAUGCUCUGAAAUAAGUUCAACAAUUGCAAUCACAUAAUAAUUUCUUUUCGAGCUCGAAGCACGAAAAUGUCAGCCAAAUAUCGCGGUAAAUGCGAUUUUUAACUGAAAUCGAAACGGAACCCAUUCUAAAAACCAAACUGAACCAAAAAUGAUGCCGCAAGCCAGCCAAAACAAAUAAUUGCGAUGGCUGACCAACGGCCGCUGCUUGAGUACAAUGACGACGAGACGAAGGAUGGCAACGCAGAUGCCCCGGAGCCGGCCUUGACGGGCAUUAGCUUUAAGCACGGCGCCACACCCUCGCUGGCCUGGUACGGCCGUCAACUGGUGCUGCGCCGUAAGCUGCUCAUAGGCCUGUUGCUGAUAUUCAUAUUCUCCUAUUUCCUCAUCGGACCGGCCGAUGUGUUGGACCUGGAGAACGUGCAGGUGCAUCAUCAGUCCAAUGUAUUGGACAUGGAAGCUGUCGAUUUGAUCCCAACGCAACCGCUUUUAUUGACAACCAUUGAGCACACAACUAAUCUGAUGCAAUCAUCGAUAACCCCUAUGCCACAAGGCUAUCUCGUGUACAGCAAUCACUGCCGGAUCGUGGACCUAGAUCCGUUCAAGCGCGAGGUGAUGCGCCAUUUCAAGCGCGUUUCCUACAAGCCCUGCCAGACACGCCCGCCACUCACAAGGGUGCACUAUGAUGGCAAUGCACAGCGCUAUGUCCUGAGCGUGGAAUCCACGGCUCUGGCCAGCUACAAGAAAGGCAGCGCCCUGAGCUGUUGCUAUAUGGGCGUGGAGCGUGCCAGUGAGACAGAUGUCAACUACACGCCUUGCCAGAAAUUUAAAGGUUUAGCUCAGUUGUCCAACACCACGGACAGCAUCAUAGUCAAGUGUAAAUCGGCCAAGGAGCGAGUCUACAUCAACGGACAUCCAACCAUACCGGAACGUGUGGCCGUGCGACAGCGACUGGAGCGCUGGGCGCACAAGGAUCGCGGCCGGCGUGUGCCCAGCGUGCUGAUGAUAGGCAUCGAUAGCAUCUCGCGAGUGAAUCUCAUACGUGCGAUGCCCAAGACAGCACAGUAUUUGUACGACGAAGAUUGGUUUGAGCUGGCGGGCUAUAACAAGAUAGAUGACAAUACAUUUCCAAACAUAAUGGCUCUUAUGGUGGGCUACAAUCUGACCAAUGCCAUGAAGCACUGUAAUCCCUACCACGUGAAUGGCCUAGAUAAAUGUGAUUUCAUUUGGAAGCUGUUCCAAGAACAUGGCUAUGUGACCGCCUACGGCGAGGAUGCGAUCAAGAUCAAUACAUUUAAUUACCUAAAAAAGGGUUUCCAGCAACCGCCCGUGGACUACUAUUUGCGUCCGUAUUUGUCUGCCGCGGAGAAGCUACUCGGCGGCAAUAUAGUACUUGGUCUGCCACACUGUGUGGGAUUUGAAACGGAGGCGGAACAUGUGUACAACUAUGCGCAGGAGUUUGCCAAGCGCUAUCGCAACGACAGCUUCUUCGGGUUUUUCUGGACGAACACACACAGCCACAGCGACAUAUCGCAGACCAGCUCGAUGGAUGAGUACCUGCGUGGCUAUCUACAGCGUCUGGUGGCGCAGGGCACGAUGGAGCACAGCAUUGUGGUGUUUUUCAGCGAUCAUGGGCUGCGCUUUGGACCGACGCGUGCCACUUGGUCGGGUCACUUGGAGGAGCGGCUGCCUUUCCUGUUCAUCUGGCUGCCGCCAUUUGUGCGGAAGGCGCAUCCGGAGUUUGUUGAAGCACUGCGCCAGAAUCGUAAUCGUCUGACCACGCCCUACGAUCUGCACAUGACACUUAAGCACAUACUCACGCUUUCGGGUCGCUCCGGCAGCCUGGAGUCGCUGGGCGGCGCCAAGGAUUGCCCGCAGUGCCAAAGUAUGUUGCUGCCAGUGCCGCUUAAUCGCAGUUGCGAGGAUGUGGCCAUUGAGGAUCACUGGUGCACAUGCUGGGCGUACGAUAGCGUCUACAAGAACUCCAAGACAGUGCGUCAGCUGGCCAAGCGUGUGGUGCACUAUCUGAACGAUUAUAUUAACAAUUUUCGUAAUGGAAGCCUGGCCCAUCUGUGCGUCCCGCUGUCGCUGCAGAGCGUGAGCGCCGCUUACAAGGCGCAUCCGAAUGACAGCGAGCCUGGCCAUAUACAGAUCUAUUGGCUAAUCUUCUAUACCGCACCCAAUAAGGCGCUGUACGAGGCAACGGUGCGUUACAACACCCAACUGCCCGAGGAGGAUAACCUGCUGGUGACCGGCUCUGUGAGUCGCCUCAAUACGUACAGCGGGGAGGCCGAUUGCAUGAACGAUUUUGCAAUUAAGAAGUAUUGCUAUUGCCGUCACAAGGGCGCUUGAUUCGAAUCGAUUAUAUGGGAUUCAUAUAUUAUUUAGAUUGCUUAGUCUUAAGCCCCCAAGUGCCGUUAAUAGUAGUUGUUCUAGGGCUAAGCAAAGGUAGAUGUUUAACUCUCCCUCUAAGUAGCCGCCGUGUGGGCGUUAACACCUCGACUCGGGAACAUUUCCAGAGCAGCAACGUGAUAAUAUUUAUUUAACUAGUGUAAAUAACAAUUUUUUUUGUACAGGAAAUGUACAAGGAUUUACAUUGAAAUGCAAAGGCCAGACGCGUCUUAAGAUAUAACUUUUCGUGCAAAGGAACAGAAUAUAGCGACUCCAAGCGGUACGUCUUCUCUGUGAGUGUAGCUAACUUCUUAAGUCAGUAAAUGGAAAGAUGACAAACCUAACGCUACACGAGAAUCUUCUAGAUAAACGCAAUUAUUAAUUUCAUGUACACAUGAAUCUCCUUUUAUUCGGGAGUACCUGUUCGAUCAAAGCUAGAAUCAGGAUUAAUUGAACCGAAUUGUUAGUUAUGCUGUCCUUCAAGUUCGUUUCAGGAACCGAUGAGGGAUAAGCAACCUUGCUUUCUUCACAUUGGUUGUAGUUGUAGUCGGGUUGAAAUCAACUUUCUUUUCUGUUCUAUGAGCCUUUCGGUUCACAUAAAGAAGAGGAAAUGAACGGUCUUACAUUUAUUUUUUAAGAUAUUUGGGAUUGGUUCUUUAAUUACAACACAAUUAUCGCCACUUUUAAAUACAUUUCGAUUCUCCUCGAGAAGCAUAAGGAAAAUUUGAUUAUGUCUGUAUCAUAAACUAGAGCUUGGAAAUUUGCUAGUAGAAGAAUCCAAGAAAAAACCCCAAAUCUUAAUUAAAUGAGAAAUAGGAAAGCAAAUGACCAUUGUAAAUAAUAAUUUCUCACUUCUAACGUUCUUUAUGUAUAUAUUACUCGAUUCCCAAUUACAUAUAUUUAGAAACCAAACAAACAACGAAUGCCAAGAUUUCAAUUAUUAUUAUAUGUAUAUUCAAGUAUUUAAGUUUAAGUAAAACUAUGUAACUAAAAAAAUUUGUGACAAGUUUAUUUCAUAGAUACAAAUUUAGUAAAGCGUUGUUUUGUUUAUUGUAAUAGGAAAUGAAAACAAAUGAACCAAAAUAAAAUAUAUACUUAUAUAUAUAUAUUGAUUUCGCGUUUGGAAAUAAUUCAAAACUUAGUCGAGAAUUGCAAUUGAUUUAUUGUGAGCAAUGUGGAUAAAUAGUCAAAGAUGUCACUAACCUAAAAUUUAAACGGAUUUGUAGACAUAUAUAUAGAGAAAUAUAUGUGUAUAUACGAUAUGGAAAUGUUUUAAGCUAUAUGUACAUUUGCUGAUUUUCUAAGGGGCAUAACUUGUAAUUUGUCAAAUGAGCCAUUGCAAUUCUCUCUUUUGUACCUAGCUCACACAUAGAUCUUGUG